Molecule: messenger RNA, 3382 nt
Organism: Carassius auratus (goldfish)
Lineage: Eukaryota; Metazoa; Chordata; Actinopteri; Cypriniformes; Cyprinidae
Product: sialoadhesin-like
Exons: 13
Coding region: 261-2819 (852 amino acids)
Source: RefSeq, a predicted model, not a curated record
CCCACAUCUUUACACAGUUCUUUCUCUCAUGUUUCACGUGUUCUCUCACAAAGAUUUAUUAACAGAGAAUUCUAAAGAUUGCUAUUUGUUUGGAUCUGGAGACUUUUCAAGUUCUUCUUGUGUAGUUGAGAUGGUGUCACACAUAUCCAGGAAGAGGAAGACAAAUAAUUUAACUACACUUUCUAAAAUGUGACUCUUUAAGCUGCUGAUAUUUUUGUCAUUUGGGUGUCGACACACAGACUUUGACACUGCAGCACGAAAUGACUAUGGUGCCGUCACUCAUAACAUCUCUUCCUCUGAUGUUGGUGAUCAUGACUGCGGGGGUUGAUGGUCAGCAGUAUCUGACAGUGAAUUAUAGUCCUUCAUAUGUUUGUGCAUUAAAGGGGUCAACAGUGAAACUGUCCUGUACUGUAAAAUAUCCUCAUGAUCAUGAGCUAAAGACAGUCAUCUGGACCAAACCUGCUGUAACUGAUGGAGAUCCACCAAACCUGUGUUUAGACCCAGAAAAGAGAGGAAGAGUUCAGUGUGACCGUGAAGAUAAAGACACUCACAGCAUCACUUUGACGAGUGUAACAGAAUCAGAUAAACACAUCUACAACUGCAGAUUCACUACAGACAGAGGAAGAUGGACAGGGAUUCCUGGAGCUCGGCUGGACGUCACAGAUCUGCAGGUGGAGACAGAGCAGAGUGUGAAUAAGGGAGAUUCAGUCACUCUGACAUGUAAAAGCAGCUGCUCUCUGCCUCAACAAACAACAUUCAUCUGGUUCAGAAACACAGAGAGAUUAACUACAGGAAUCAUCACAAAGAAUCAGCUUCAGCUGCGGUCAGUCAGUCGUCAUGAUUCAGGAAACUAUCAGUGUGCUGUUUCAGGAGAGGAACAUCUGAUCUCUCCACCUGUUUAUCUUAAAGUAAGAUCGGGUGAUGGUCAGCAGGAUUGGGGAGUGAGUUACAGUCCUUCAUAUGUUUGUGCAUUAAAGGGGUCAACAAUGAAUCUCUCCUGUACUGUAAAAUAUCCUCAUGAUCAUCAGCUCAAAACAGUCUUCUGGACCAAACCUGCUGUAGCUGUUACAGAAACCCCUGACCUGUGUUUAGACCCAGAGAACAGAAGAGUUCAGUGUGACCGUGAAUAUAAAAACAACACUUGCAGAAUCACUUUGAUGAAUGUAACAGAAGCAGAUAAACACAUCUACAACUGCAGAUUCACUACAAAAAAUAAGGAUGGAAAAUGGACGGGGGUUCCUGGAGUUCAGCUGGACGUCACAGAUCUGCAGGUGGAGAUAGAGCAGAGUGUGAAAGAGACAGAUUCAGUCAAUCUGACAUGUAAAAGCUCCUGCUCUCUGCCUCAACAAACAACAUUCAUCUGGUUCAGAGAGACACAGAUAUUAACUACAGGAAUCAUCAGAGAGAAUCAGCUUCAGCUGCAGUCAGUCAGUCUUCAUGAUUCAGGAAACUAUCAGUGUGCUGUUUCAGGAGAGGAACAUCUGAAGUCUCCACCUGUUUAUCUUCAAGUAGGAUCGGGUGAUGGUCAGCAGGAUUGGGGAGUGAAUUACAGUCUUUCAUAUGUUUGUGCAUUAAAGGGGUCAACAGUGAAACUGUCCUGUACUGUAAAAUAUCCUCAUGAUCAUCAGCUCAAGGCAGUCUUCUGGACCAAACCUGCAGUAGCUGUUACAGAAACCCCUGACCUGUGUUUAGACCCAGAAAAGAGAGGAAGAGUUCAGUGUGACUGUGAAUAUAAAAAAAACACUUGCAGAAUCACUUUGACGAAUGUAACAGAAGCAGAUAAACACAUCUACAACUGCAGAUUCACUACAAACAAUAAGGAUGGAAGAUGGACAGGACGUCCUGGAGUUCAGCUGGACGUCACAGAUCUGCAGGUGGAGAUAGAGCAGAGUGUGAAAGAGACAGAUUCAGUCACUCUGACAUGUAAAAGCAGCUGCUCUCUGCCUCAACAAACAACAUUCAUCUGGUUCAGAUACACACAGAUAUUAACUACAGGAAUCAUCACAGAGAAUCAGCUUCAUCUGCAGUCAGUCAGUCUUCAUGAUUCAGGAAACUAUCAGUGUGCUGUUUCAGGAGAGGAACAUCUGAUCUCUCCACCUGUUUUUCUUCAUGUAGGAUAUCCUCCAAAGAGUGUCUCAGUGUCCAUCAGUCCGUCUGCUGAAAUAGUGGAGGGAGAUUCAGUGACUCUGAUCUGCAGCAGUGACUCAAACCCUCCUGCUCUGAACUUCAGCUGGUUUAAGGAGAAUCAAAGCUCAGCUGUUGGAUCUGGACAGAGUUUCAUCAUCUCCAGCUUUAACUCCAGUCACAGCGGACGCUACUAUUGUGAGACUCAGAAUCAACAUGGAUCUCAGAGAUCAGCGUCUGUUUCAGUCUCUGUUAAAGGGGUUCAGAGAGCUGCUCUGCACACAGUUAUUGGGAUUGUGGUGGGAUGUGGAGGAUUGAUCUUCAUCAUCAUCAUCAUCAUCGUGUUUAUUAAGAAGAAGAGGAGAGACAGUGGAGCUGAAGAUGUCAGACAAAAUCAGCAGGAGGAUCGUGUCAGCAGAUCAGGAGAAACAGCUCCGACCAAUGACGAUCCAGUGUAUUCAGAAGCAUCAGCCAAUCAGACGGAUGAUCUGUAUGCUAUGGUUCAAGCGAAGAAACCCAAACGCUCGAGGACAGAACAAACAGAGAAAGACUCUGGAGAUGCUGAAGAGAUUCAGUAUGCCAGUGUCCAUCACUUCAAGAACAAAGACAUGAACAAGACUGAAGAGACCACUGAGAUUCAACAUCCGUCUGAUGCCAGCAGAUCUGAGGAUGUGAUCUACAGCUCAGUCAAAUGAAGAACAUGUGGUCGAUCUGAUGCUCACAGGAGACCUGAGUUUGAGUUCAGUCCAGGUCAUGUUCCAGAUCCUUCUCUGCUUGAUUUCACACAUUUACACAUUCAUGGACUGUUCUGCUGUUUGGACAUUAAUGGCUUUCAGCUUACAGUCUGCUCAUUUAAUCAUGAAUAUUACACACUGUCUUCUCUCUACACUCACACAUGGACACCACUCAGACCUUUAAUAGUCAAAGGCCUUUUAGCUCUCGCUUUGUACACUCAGACAUUUUCUUGUGUGUGUUCAUACUGUGUGAUUUUAUUGCUAAAUACAUUACAUUUUAACAUCAGAAAGUCUUUAUUGUCAUUAAUACAUCACUAUGACAAUUUAGCAUAUUUUACACUUCAUUGUACUCUGGUUUGUUUGCCUAUAAAAAGCCUAACCAAGUUAUAAUCAUUUUAAGCUACCUGCUCAUAAGACAUAUUUUUCAAGUUUCUAUUUUUAUUUUGCUAUUGAGAGUAUUGAUGCUGUUAGUGACAUUGACACAAAGGUGAUCACUUGUAUAAUUUUAACCAUUUAAAAUGAAU